Talaromyces stipitatus ATCC 10500 is the source of this 234-nucleotide messenger RNA. RefSeq lists its product as uncharacterized. Lineage: Eukaryota; Fungi; Ascomycota; Eurotiomycetes; Eurotiales; Trichocomaceae. The record is from RefSeq and is a predicted model, not a curated record. The transcript is spliced from 2 exons. The coding region runs from base 1 to 234 and encodes 77 amino acids.
AUGAAGGCAUCCAUUGUCUUGUCGGCGCUUUUCCUCGGCCAAUUGGCCCUGGCACUUCCUGCGCCCAACUUGAAUGUUGAUAUUGCCGAAAAACGCGGCGAGGAAGUGGAGGAUUGGAUCUAUCCUGACCGCAAGGCCAAACGUGGUGAAGAAGUCGAAGACUGGAUCUAUCCUGAUCGCAAGACUAAGCGUGGCGAAGAAGUCGAGGACUGGAUCUAUCCUGACCGCAAGUGA